AUGCCCUACAGAGCGAAAUUGCCUACAACAACCAACAUCCAACAGCACCCCACCAGCUCAAUUAGACCAAUUUACUCCCCGCGUCAGAACCACUUAGCAAAAACGCGUCGCGUGUCGCCGCCCCUCCAAAAGAAUCCCACCACUAACAGCUUGUUUGCUACCAGACCAGACCUUUCUCACACCGACUUCCUUUUUCUCAACAAUCCAUUGGAUUUGAUGCAAUUCGCCCUGCCUAAUAAGUUACACCAACACUCCUGA
Molecule: messenger RNA, 258 nt
Organism: Trichoderma gamsii
Lineage: Eukaryota; Fungi; Ascomycota; Sordariomycetes; Hypocreales; Hypocreaceae
Exons: 2
Coding region: 1-258 (85 amino acids)
Source: RefSeq, a predicted model, not a curated record